Molecule: messenger RNA, 493 nt
Organism: Hansenula anomala
Lineage: Eukaryota; Fungi; Ascomycota; Saccharomycetes; Phaffomycetales; Wickerhamomycetaceae
Exons: 1
Coding region: 246-401 (51 amino acids)
Source: RefSeq, a predicted model, not a curated record
UACCAUGAUGACACUGCAGGGUGUGCUGGUGGGCUGGGAAAUACUGAAUAAAUGUCGACUAUGGUGUUGGGUAUUAUAGAAAAACUGGUGAAUUGAGAAUGCUUUCAAGAAUGGGAUAGAUGAAGCUUCUGCUGGUGUGUUGUAGGGUGUACUGGUGGAUUGAGAAUGCUCUAAUAGAUGAAGCUUCUGCGGGUGGUGUAGGGUGCAGGAUGUACUGGUGAAUUGAUAAUGCUGAUAAACAAGUCAUGAGUAUGAUGCUGGGUACUUUAAUGGAUUCAUACAACUCAAAAGCUCAUAACUCAAUGUUUCAAGGCCAUCACGUAAAUAUGAUAUUUUUGACCCAGAAUAUAUUGUUGGAAAUUCUUAAUAAGUCAAAUAUUGUUUUGUCUUCACAUGAGUGAGUCCUUUGAAUUCGGAUUGUAGCUCGAUGCUUUUCCUCCAAAUCUCGCCUAAGUCUACACAAGCCGAAGGCUCUCACUCGCUUGUAUAUAUU